AGGGUUUGUUCUUGACUCCAUUGACUGCCGCCGCCCAUUCCUUGCCUGCUGCCGUCGCUCCCACCUGCUCCUCCUCCUCCUCCUUAGCCGGCGGUUGUUACAGUGAUCAACGAAGAGUUUCUAUUUCUCUAAUAACGCAUCACGUUUAAAGUCAGAUGGCCUUGAGAGGUGUAUGGCAACUUCAAAAGCUGAUUGUGAGCUAUAGUGAUUGGGGUGGAAGUAGUAGGGGCAUCAGGGCAUUUAUGGAGUCAAAUCUACCCUCAUUUAGAGAGAAAAAUCCUCAGUUAGAAGUUGUCACUGAACUCAUUCGUGGGCAGCAUCCACAUUUGAAAGCCUUUUACCGGAACAAAAAUGAACGGGUGAUAUGUGUGAAGAAUAUGGAUCCGGAAGACAUCCUUCUACAUGCAACCAGGCUAAGGAAUGCAUUGGGCAGGAAGGUAGUGAAAUUGAAGACAAGACACGUAACAAAACACCCUAGCGUUCAGGGAACAUGGACAACGGAGGUGAAAUUUUGAGGCACAAGAGAACAGCUCCAUGUGGGAUUCCUUUAGUGGAACCAUCCAUUCUAGUAACUUAAUGGUCGUUAUCAGUUAACUUUGGGUACUGCAAUAUAUGAGUAUCUGAUGCAUGCGUAUGCAUAUUGCUCACAUUUUUUUAACACUUUUAUGGCAUCUACCCCACCUGUUGUUUCAUGCUGAAUAAUGACAUGGUUGGGUAUUCAUGUUUCCCGU
Juglans microcarpa x Juglans regia is the source of this 731-nucleotide messenger RNA. Its product is annotated as 54S ribosomal protein L51, mitochondrial-like. Gene Ontology annotation, cellular component: mitochondrial large ribosomal subunit. The record is from RefSeq and is a predicted model, not a curated record. Bases 156 to 515 code for a protein of 119 amino acids. Gene Ontology annotation, molecular function: structural constituent of ribosome. The transcript has 4 exons. NCBI's taxonomy places the organism in Eukaryota, Viridiplantae, Streptophyta, Magnoliopsida, Fagales, Juglandaceae. Gene Ontology annotation, biological process: mitochondrial translation.